AGGAGUCAGAUAUUUGUUUUGCUAACACAAAGCUUUUGGAAAAGGACCAUAGAUCGUAAUUCAAGCUCAACCCACCCGGUGCUCUCCUGAUGUUAAAUCAAGCGUACCGGUUCUGAAGUACCCCAGUGCAGUUGCAUCCUGGGCGGUGCUCAACGUGGGCGGUGUCGAAGACGUGACUUUGGCGGAACAUCUUUCUGCUUUAGUUAUAAUCCACAAGUUGCCGUUAAACUUGCCGUUAGACAUAUCUGUCCCAUCUGUCCUCGAGGUACGAUGAUGAACUGCUGUGGUCUGCGAUCUUCCCAGGAGGAACCAGCAGACUCACCAACAGAUGACUCAGCAGCACCCCAGUCUCCCCCUAACUGUGCCCCUCCCUGUCCCAGUGAAGAAGUUUUAACUCACAUUAAGUCCCGUGGUCCGAUGUUGAACUGCUGUGGUCUGCGAUCUUCCCAGGAGGAACAAGGUACGAUGGUGAACUGCUGGGGUCUGCUAACUUCCCAGGAGGAACCAGUUCCUCUGAAGAGCGUGGAGGUAGAGCUGGAGGUGAGGGACCAUGUGGCUACAGUGGUCUCCACUCUGAACUAUAAGAACAAGGAGGACAAACCACUGGAGGCUGUUUUUGUCUUCCCUCUGCCUGGAGAUGCUGCUGUCUGUCACUUCAGUGCUAAGAUUGGACAGACAGAGAUUGUAGCUGAGGUGAAGGAGAAACAGAAGGCUCGUGAGGAGUAUGAUGAUGCUUUGAGCUCUGGUAGGGAGGUCUUCCUGUUGGAGGAGAGUGAUCAGAGUCCAGAUAUAUUCUCUCUGAGUGUGGGCAGUCUGCGUCCAGGAGAGAGCGCCUCCAUCAGGCUGGAGUACGUCACUGAGCUGGCUGUGCAGGCUGAUGAAGGGCUGAUGUUUUGUCUGCCUGCUGUGCUCAACCCUCGCUACCAACCUCGGGGAAGUGAAGAUGUUUGUAUCCAGGUGACCUCUGUUCCAGCCUCUCUGGUGCCCUACAGUCUGUCUUUCUCUGCCCGAGUGUCCUCUCGUCAUCCAGUCUCUAAAGUAGAGUCCAACUGUCCCCUGGACGCUCUCCAGUACCUCAACACAGAGCAAACCCAGGCUACGGUCAAGAUGGCUGCAGGACACAAGUUUGACAGAGACAUUGAACUGCUGAUUUAUUACAAAGAUGCCCACCAGCCCACUGCUGUGGUGGAGACAGGACAGACCUCUGUCAAGCCUGGCUCUCUGAUGGGUGAUCAAGUGGUGAUGCUGAGCCUGUACCCUGAGUUCCCCCAGGCUGUGAUGUCUUCAUACCCCUCAUGUGCAGAGUUUGUGUUCUUACUGGAUCGAUCUGGCAGUAUGGCAGGGUCCCGUAUAAAGAAUGCCAGGGAAACUCUGCUGCUCCUGUUGAAGAGCUUACCAAUGGGCUGCUAUUUCAACAUCUACAGUUUUGGGGACUGCUAUGAACACAUCUUCCCUAAGAGUGUGGAGUACAAUGAGAAGACCAUGGAAGAGGCUCUGAAGGAAGUUAAUACAAUGGGUGGUGAUCUGGGAAGAACAGAGAUCCUGACUCCCCUUGAACAUAUUUACAGCCAGCCCUGCAUUUCCAGUCAACCUAGACAACUGUUUGUCUUUACUGACGGGGAGGUGGAGAAUACCGAAGAUGUUAUAAAUCUGGUGAAGAGGAAUUCAGGUUCCCACAGGUGUUUCUCUUUUGGGAUUGGGAAAGGGGCCAGCUCUGCUCUUAUCAACGGGUUGGCCAAGGAAGGAGGAGGUCACGCUCAGUUCAUCACAGAUACUGACAGGAUGCAACCAAAAGUGAUGCAGUCGCUGCGUUUUGCUCUGCAUCCAACUGUGGUGGACAUCUCAUUCAAGUGGGAUUUGCCAAAGGGAGUGUCUGUCACUGCUCUCUCUCCACCAAUCACAGCACUUUUCCAUGGUCAAAGGUCACUGGUUUAUGCCCAGCUCACUGGACAGAGUUCAGAGGCAGCGGAGGGCUGUGUGACGGUGAAGUACAGCCUGGCAGGUCAUCCCUCUCAGAACCAGCUCCACUUCAGUCUCAAACCUGCAGAGGACACUGGAUUAACAGUCCACAGGUUGGCUGCUAAGACUUUGAUUCACUCCCUGGAGAUGGAGGAGGGAGAAGGAGGAGGAGAGCAAGAUGGAGAAGUGAAGAAGAAGGUGGUGGAGCUCAGUGUCCAAUCAGGAUUAAGCAGUGCCUUCACUGCCUUCAUUGCUGUCAACAAAAGUGAUGGCGAGGCGAUUCAAGGACCUCUGGUCCUCAGAAAUGUUCCCACACCCAACUCAUCUGCUGGAGAGGUUGAAGUGGCCAUGCACGGACAUGGUGUGUUUUCUCACUCUGAAGGUUUCCAUGUAUUUCACUGUGGGAGCAUUGGGCACCAACUGACACCCAGAGAGGAUUUGCUGCAGCUGGUCUCCCUCCAGAAGGCGUCUGGCUGCUGGGUGCUGGAUCCAGCUCUGGCUGCUGCACUGGGAAAGACCAGCAGAGAGGUUGAGAACACAAAACCUUCAGCAGUGAAACAUAGAGUGUGGGCCACCAUUCUGGCUCUGAUUUGGCUCCAUGGUUUGAAGAUGGAUGCUCAGGAAGAGUGGAAACUUCUGGCUAUGAAGGCGGUGUCAUGGCUCCGUGCCCAGAAUGCUUCAUGUGUGACAGAGUGUGUGGAAGCUGGAAAUGCUCUGCUGGGUUGCAGCGUGCAGAAAGAUGCCCUGGGACUCUGAAGUGACUUCCCUUAAUAGUACACAGAAGCAGAUCUACUCCAUCCUACAACUUUAACUGUAUUUUCUCAACAUUGCACUUCACUCUUUGCACUAUUUACCAGUCCCUCCAGAAAAACGCGAUAAUGCGAUCGCAUAAUUCAAUGCAUAAUCAGCCAAAGUCCGCAUAUUCAGC
This is a messenger RNA of Perca fluviatilis (European perch), 2887 nucleotides long. Its product is annotated as von Willebrand factor A domain-containing protein 5A-like. The transcript is spliced from 21 exons. Bases 271 to 2715 code for a protein of 814 amino acids. Lineage: Eukaryota; Metazoa; Chordata; Actinopteri; Perciformes; Percidae. The record is from RefSeq and is a predicted model, not a curated record.